Suricata suricatta (meerkat) is the source of this 1863-nucleotide messenger RNA. RefSeq names its product SLAM family member 6 (gene SLAMF6). NCBI's taxonomy places the organism in Eukaryota, Metazoa, Chordata, Mammalia, Carnivora, Herpestidae. The transcript is spliced from 8 exons. The coding region runs from base 91 to 1176 and encodes 361 amino acids. Gene Ontology annotation, biological process: T-helper 17 cell lineage commitment; positive regulation of type II interferon production; T cell activation. Gene Ontology annotation, cellular component: external side of plasma membrane. The record is from RefSeq and is a predicted model, not a curated record.
UAGUAGUCAAAUGAGGGCUGUCAGUGUGCAGGAAGGCUUACCACACCCCCGGGAGGAAGGAGAAGUCGGGGUGAGAGGCACGCUCAGUCGAUGACAGACCCACGGCGGGCGGACACCGGGCGGGAGGCCCCGCACACCCGCCCCACCGACGGCAUGCUCUGCCUGCUCCUGCCGCUGGCGCUGCUCUUCUGCCUCGGCCCAGGUAAUCCACGCGGGAACACAGCUUCACAAACCAGCUCAACCCCACUGAUGGUGAAUGGGACUCUGGGGGAGUCGGUAACUUUUCCCUUGACGCUUCCUGUGUCUGAGAAAGUUAAUUCCAUCACCUGGCUUUACAAUGGAACAUCUAUAGCCGUCAUAAUACUAACCGAUGCGUCAAGUCCAAACAUCGUAAAGACUAAUACAAAUCGGAAAGAUCGACUGCAAGUCACCGGGAACUACUCCUUACAGCUCAGCAGCCUGACAAUGGCUGACAUGGGAUUGUACCAGGCCCAGAUAACCACGCAAACCUCUACCGUGUUCUCCAGCUACACGCUCAGGAUCUUCAGACAACUGAAGAACUUAGAAAUGGCCAACCACACCUGGCUGUCUGAGAAUGGGACCUGUGAGAGCUUCCUGACCUGCUCUGUGGAAAACAUGAAUGACGACCAAGUGCUAAGGUGGGAGGUCGCAGGGAACAUGACGAUAAGUGAAGCAAGGUUCGCUCUGUCCUGGGACCCCAGGACGUCCGGUGAAGAGAAGUACACCUGCAUAGCUGAGAAUCCUGUCAGCCGACUCUCCUUGUCUGUCUCCACCCGGAGUCUCUGCGAAGAUUUUUUGAAUGAGAACAAUAAAUAUACUGGAUGGCUUAUCUCAGUGUUUGCGGUUAUUUUCAUAUGUAUGCUCAUCUUGGGGUUAUUUGUUUGGAGGAAGAAAUACUGUUUGCGCAAGACAGGCAUCUUUCAUUUCUCUACUCAGCAAACCCAGAGUUCUGCAGAGAACAUGAGGAACUUAGAAUAUGUCUCCGUCUCUUCGGGGAACACCGUCUAUGCUCAGGUCACUCAUCCAAACAGGCCAACAAAUAACCCAACACCUAUGCAAAGCACUGAUUCCACCACAAUUUACUCCACAAUUGAUCAGUCCAAAGAGAGUAAACCCGUUUCUCCCAAGACAACUGCCCUUGGCAACGUCAUCUAAAUUGCUGAGAGGUCUCAAAAGGAAUUCAAGAAUGACACAGCUACUCCUGAUCCCAUGGGAGAGAACAAAGGCAGCCUGGCUUCUGCCUGGAGGACUUGAAUAUCUCGGAUCAUCACUUCCAGUUCUUAGGACUGGAACCUGCUCACCCACGUCAAACAUCUGAGGAAUGACAUCAUUUCCAACAUGUGAUCCAAAUAACAUUUUCUAAUCUGCUCCAAGCCAAAACUUGCUUCAGCAAACAAGCCUGGACAUUGACUUUCUUUCUCUUUGGCAACUGAUGGUGUGGUUGACAAGGAGUUAUAAUUCAGAAGACAAACAAUUCUCUCCCUUUAGAGAGCAGCAGGACUUGAUUUGCUGGUUACGUAUGUUGUCUCUGGAAUUAGAUGAACUCAUUCCCAAACCCUCAUGCAACAUUUACUAGACAUACCUCCUGGGACAAGUUAUGGAACCUCUUGAGCUCUGGUCUCCUAGACUGAAAAAUGGAGAUCAGCCCGUUACUCAAACCAGGGACAGGAGCUAUCCUUGACUUCAGCCAUUUUAUCACCAGGGCCUUUGAACUCUACCUCCAAAUAUAUAUGUUAGAUCAACCCACUUCUCUCCAAACCUUUAAUCUCCAUCCUACAUUAACCCACCAUCAUCUCCAGCCUGCGUACUACGGUAAACUCCAAAUAAAUUUCCCUAAUUUUU